AUGGCUUUCAAAUUAUUUGAUUAUUCCUUAAUUAGAAGUACUAAAUCUAAAUAUUGUAUUUCUGUUAGUAACUCAGUUACCAUAGAAAAGAGUUAUGCUUUAGACUGCGUCUUAGAUGGAGAUGGUAUUUACGAGAAAGGAUGCGUAUCGUUUAUAAAGUGUGUCAACGGCACAGCAUAUAACAUAGAAUGUCAUAAUGGUCAGGUUUUUAAUUCUAUAACACAAGAUUGUGAUGAUCCAAAGGUUGUGCCUAAACCUUGUGGGAAUAUAAUGGAUUGUACUCUCAAAGACGACGGUCACUACCCAGAUCUUGAUAUGGGGUGUCACUCAUACUAUACAUGUAACAGUGGUACUUUCCUCGGUCACAACUAUUGUCCGGCAGGUUUGAUAUUCAGCCCAGAAAACGGUGUUUGCGAUUGGCAGCAUAAUGUUUAUUUUCCCUGUGGGUUAAAGCCGCAUCCACCUACCACAGCAAAGCAAGACUCAGCGACCGAUGUUGUAUAGAAUACCGACAAACAGUGACAAUGAAAAGUUCUGUAAUUGGUUGAAAUAAAGAAUUAAAAUUUAAACACCCCUA
This is a messenger RNA of Lottia gigantea (owl limpet), 577 nucleotides long. RefSeq lists its product as hypothetical. Gene Ontology annotation, molecular function: chitin binding. The coding region runs from base 1 to 504 and encodes 167 amino acids. Lineage: Eukaryota; Metazoa; Mollusca; Gastropoda; Lottiidae. Gene Ontology annotation, cellular component: extracellular region. The transcript has 4 exons. The record is from RefSeq and is a predicted model, not a curated record.